AUGUACAAUUAUAUUGUCAGCGCGGCUGUGUUGGCUCAAGUGGCCGCUGCUGCAGGCAUAAACUGCACCACCGGCAACUGCCUGCAGGCUCCUGGCACGAAACUGAACCUGUCGACCACGGCGACGAUAAAUUCUUCGGACAACCCUUGUGCCCAAGUCAGCUCGGCUUGGGCCUCUCAGAAGAAAACGAAACCUACCGAGCCUCCUAGCGUCCCCGCUGCGCUCGCUCACGAGUGCCUCAACUCGAUACCUGUUGGGAAAGAGUUGGCUAUCAACCUCGUCGACUCACUCGAGCCGUACCUCGAGUGGCACAGUAAUACGCCCUUCCUCAAGGAUCCACCAAAGGAUUAUUUCUAUCCGGCCUACGAUAUGUUUGCCAACCUUGCCAGUGUUAGGGCGAACCUGGAGGCCGAUAAGUAUGCUAGCGAGUAUGCCUUUCAAAAGGACUUGUUGGAUACAGUUUUCAUGCCAGCCCACGAUGGCCAUUUCUACUUCUACCCAGAUGCAAUGGUCAAGGCUUUCCUCUUCGAGCGUGCCCGCUCUCUGGUUUCCAUUAGCGAGGACGGCCAAUCGCUGCCAGUGAUUAAGAUCUACGGUAGGGAAGUCAUCGCAGACCCUAAAACUGCCCGUACCGUGGCGAAGAUUAACGGCAUCGACGCGGCCAAGUAUGUCGAGCAUACCGUUUCCAAAUUUUCCGACCUCCAUGAUAUUGAUGCCGCCUACAACUCCAUGUUUUUCGAAAAGGCGACCUUCGCCUAUUCGGGCAUUAAAGGUGCCUUUUCAGCCGGCAGCGGUAUUGCCAGCAUCGUCUAUCAGGGUCCCAAUACUACCUUUUCCUUCACCGACGGCACCACCCUUGCUGUGGAAAACAAGGCCAAUAUUGUUGGCGAUAUGGCUGGUGUUACCGACGGUUCAUCAUUUUACCUCAAGUUCUGCGAUCCUUUUGCAUCCAGGAGACCCAAGAAAACCAAGAGUUCUGGAACGACAGGAAAGGCGACCAGUAAUGAGCACACGAAACGAGCGACCGACAACAGAGGCGCCCUUGUCCGAGGAUAUCCGCAACCUACAGUUUCAUCUCCAGAUGGUAACGUAUCCGGCUACUACCUAGCCGGGAAGGGCCUCGAGGAUGUUGCCGUUAUUUCGUUGCUUUCGUUCAAAUCCAAUGACAGGGUCCGCUUCCAAGCCAGCGUUCGAGAGUUUUUCCGCCAAUCUGUGGCCGCUGGCAAAACUAAGCUCGUCAUUGACUUACAGGGGAACGAUGGCGGGUUUUCCUUCUUGGGCUAUGACUUCUUCCGCCAGCUAUUCCCCGACGUGGAGCCGGACGGCUUUUCGCGUUUCAAGAACAGUAAAGGGUUCGUCGCCAUGUCACGCGUCAUCAGCGAUGCCGUCAAGGACAUAAACCCUUUUACUAGCGAUGACGUCAACCUUGUAGACUUCUCCCAGAUUGCAUUCAACUACCGCUACGACCUCAACGUACAUAACAAGCCGUUCCGGUCGUUUGAGGAAAAGUUUGGGCCACACAUGAUCAGGGAUACGCCCUACACUAGCCUAAUGCGUUGGAACUUGACCGAUCCCAUCAGGACUACGAACGCUUCUAUGGGCGCUGGUAUUCAGAUCUCGGGAUACGGGAAGCUUGCUAACCUCUCUGCACCCUUCAAGCCGGAAAAUAUCGUCCUAUUGUAUGACGGUGCUUGCGCCUCUACCUGCACUCUGGCCUCCGAGAUGUUGCGCAUCCAAGGUGGUGUAAAGUCGGUCGCUUUUGGUGGCCGUCCGCGUGAGGGGGCUAUCCAGGGCGUUGGCGGUACGAAGGGCGCCCAGACCUUGGACUUUGAAAAUAUGGCUGUGAACAUUUAUCGCGCUUCUCAACUCACGAAAGACUCGAAACUGAAAGCCGAGCUAAACCGCUAUAAUAUACUACCACAACUACGAUCUGGAGGUACUGGCAUUAACUCGCGAGACCAGCUUCUGCGAGACAACAUCGAGGACGGUGUUCCUGCGCAAUUUGUCAGAGAGAACGCUGACUGCCGGCUAUACUGGACUGCACCUAUGAUAACUGAUGUCGGCGAGGUCUGGAAAGCGGCCGCCCAUGCCGCGUUUAACGGCGGAAGGUGCGCAUAUGGUGGUAUCGCGUCCAGGGCUUCGAGUGUUAGGUCUGCCGGUUCCUCCAGGACUUCGAGUUCUAGGUCUGCUGGUUCCAUCAAAUUUCGCAGAGCCUCACGAUUCUCGCAGCACUAA
Drechmeria coniospora is the source of this 2235-nucleotide messenger RNA. Its product is annotated as pyridine nucleotide-disulfide oxidoreductase family protein. Lineage: Eukaryota; Fungi; Ascomycota; Sordariomycetes; Hypocreales; Ophiocordycipitaceae. The transcript has 3 exons. The coding region runs from base 1 to 2235 and encodes 744 amino acids. The record is from RefSeq and is a predicted model, not a curated record.